This is a messenger RNA of Trichosurus vulpecula (common brushtail), 3249 nucleotides long. It is a transcript of the gene TAP2, whose product is annotated as transporter 2, ATP binding cassette subfamily B member. The transcript is spliced from 13 exons. The coding region runs from base 218 to 2347 and encodes 709 amino acids. Lineage: Eukaryota; Metazoa; Chordata; Mammalia; Diprotodontia; Phalangeridae. Gene Ontology annotation, cellular component: TAP complex; endoplasmic reticulum membrane. Gene Ontology annotation, molecular function: MHC protein binding; ATP hydrolysis activity; ABC-type oligopeptide transporter activity. The record is from RefSeq and is a predicted model, not a curated record. Gene Ontology annotation, biological process: peptide transport; antigen processing and presentation of endogenous peptide antigen via MHC class I; transmembrane transport.
GGUCAGGGAUCCCGAGUUUGGGGCCUCAGUACUGGGAAGUGAAAGUGAAACCCCAGCUCUGGGGUUGGGGACUGAGGCAAAAAGGAAAGAGAUAAAGGGGAGUGGAGACCCAGAGCGGACCCUGCAGACACACCAGGACGCUGCUCAGCACCCGGACCGUGCGGCGAGCUCCGCUCCAGCUGCAGCCCAGGAGUCCGUGCUGCGAGCAGGCCCCAGCAUGCGGCUCCCUGCCCUGAAGCCCUGGGCUCCCCUCCUCCUGACUGACCUGAUCCUGCUUUGGUUGUUGCAAGGCCUGCUGGGAGCUCUCAUCCCUCCAGGGCUCCAUGUCCUCUGGCUGGAGGGGGCUUUUCGAAUGGGGGCCAUGUGGGGGGUGCUAAGUUUAUUGGGAGAGUGUGGGAAGGUAGGGGAACAAUUGCCUAUCUUGUGUCUGAGCACCCCCCUGUUCCUGUCCCUGAGGGCCCUGGUUGCAGGGACCUUGAGUGCUCCCCCUGUGCUCCUAGCCUCAGCCCAAUGGACCUGGCUGCUGGCGGCUUAUGGAGGAAUGGGACUGGGCUGGGCUGUGUGGAAGGUGCUGAGUCCCUCAGAAGCCCCUCCCUCAGCACAGGAGAAGGAGCAAGUCCUGGAGAACAAAGCCAUGAUGUGGAGGCUGCUGAGGCUGUCCUGGCCUGACUUCCCCUUCCUUGUUGCUGCUUUCUGCUUCUUGGCUGCUGCAGUCAUAGGUGAGAUGUUCAUCCCUCACUACACUGGUCGUGUGAUUGAUAUCCUGGGCCAGGACUUUGACCUUGAUGCCUUUGCCACUGCCAUCUUCUUCAUGUGCCUCUUCUCCCUUGGAAGCUCAUUGUCUGCUGGAUGCAGAGGAGGCCUCUUCAUGCUCGUCCUGUCCCGAAUCAAUCUGCGUAUUCGGCGGAUGCUCUUUUCCUCUCUGCUUCACCAGGAUCUCACCUUCUUCCAGGAGACCAAGACAGGGGAGUUAAACUCACGCCUAUCUUCGGACACCAAUUUGAUGAGUCGUUGGCUCCCUUUAAAUGCCAAUGUGUUCCUUCGGAGCCUGGUAAAGGUCAUAGGACUGUAUGGCUUCAUGUUCAGUCUCUCACCUCGACUCACCCUCCUCUCCCUGCUUGAAGUGCCCCUCUCAGUGACUGCUGAGAAGGUCUACAAUACCCGACGUCAGGCAGUCCUGCAGCAGAUCCAGGAUGCAGUGGCAGAGGCUAGACAGGUGGUGAGGGAGGCAGUGGGAAGCCUGAAAACUGUGAGGAGUUUUGGAGCAGAGGAGGAUGAGGCCCAGCGCUAUGAGGAAGCCUUGGAGCACAAGCGUCAGCUAGAAUGGCGCCGAGACUGGGAGCGAGCGGUGUAUCUGCUCUUCAGGAGGAGCCUUCAGCUGGGGAUGCAAGUGUUAAUGCUGAAUUGUGGGCUAAGGCAGAUCUUGGCUGGAGAGCUCACCAGAGGGGGCCUUGUCUCAUUCCUGAUCUACCAGGGGGAUGUGGGGAGUUUUGUGCAGGCUCUCGUGUACAUCUGUGGGGACAUGGUGAGCAAUGUGGGUGCUGCAGAGAAAGUUUUCCGAUACCUGGACCGUGAGCCACAGAUGCCUCCUCCUGGGACACUGGCCCCUCCUUCCCUGCAGGGCCUUGUGGAAUUCCAGAAUGUCUCCUUUGCCUAUCCCAUUCAGCCAACCAAGCCUGUCCUCCAGGGAGUGACAUUCACUCUGCACCCUGGGAAGGUGACAGCCCUGGUAGGGCCCAACGGGGCUGGGAAGAGUUCAGUGGCUGCAUUGCUACAGAAUCUGUAUCAGCCCACAGGGGGCUGGCUGCUGCUGGAUGGGGAGCCCUUGACCCAGUACCAGCACCAGUACCUGCAUUCACAGGUGUCUGUGGUUGGGCAGGAGCCUGUGCUGUUCUCAGGCUCUGUGAGGGACAACAUUGCCUAUGGACUGGAGAGCUGUGGGGAUGAUGAGGUGAGGGCUGCUGCCCAGGCAGCCCAUGCUGAUGGAUUCAUUGCCAAUAUGGAGCAUGGACUGGACACAGCUGUGGGGGAAAAGGGAAGCCAGUUGUCUGCAGGACAGAAGCAGUGUGUGGCCAUCGCUCGGGCCCUGGUGCGGAAUCCCCGUGUCCUCAUCCUGGAUGAGGCCACCAGUGCCCUGGACAUGGAGUGUGAGCAGGAGCUCCAGCAGAAGAUGCUGCAGGGGGGUCGGGCUGUGCUGGUGAUCGCACACCGGCUGCAGACAGUGCAGGCUGCUGACCGCAUCCUGGUGCUGGAUCAAGGGAAGGUGGUGGAGCAGGGGACCCACACUGAGCUCAUGGCCCAGAGAGGCCUCUAUCAUCGCCUGGUGCAGCGACAGCUUGAGGACUGAGUCCCUGGAGGAAGGUUCUCAGGGCCAACUCAAGGUAUGGUCCUGCAAGCUGUCAGUGUUCUCAAAGUGGUCUGGUCAAGGGCAAAAACUGAUUUUGCCCCCUGGUCUUAGCUGUGCGACUUCCUGACAUGGGAUUGAAUCUAAGCCGUAUGGAUAAAGUUCAGCUUGAAAAAUAAAAACUCAAGAACCUCUUGGAGAAUAAUGAAGAAAGUGGGAAGGAAGUGAGCCUAGUGGCAACAGAUCUCAAAUUAUACUGCAAAGUUGUAAUUGACAAUAGUGAUUUUGUACUGGUUCCAUCAGAGGAACAGAUUAGGUAUGCAACAUGUAGAAGCAAUGGACAGUACAGCAGAGUGUUUGACAAACCUAAAGACCUCAGCUACUGGAGGGAGAGCUAAUUUUUCAACAAACCAGUCUGGCAGAAACUAGGUCUAGACCAACAUCUCACAUCAUAUAACAAGUUCCAGAUGAAUCCAUGGCUUAGACAUAAAGAGUGGCAUCAUAAACACUGAGAGGAGCAAGGAAGAAAUUACCUUCCCAAUCUAUAGAAAGGAGAAUGGUUCCUGACUAAACAGUGGGUAGAGAGGAUGACAGAAGGUUAAACAAUUUUCACUACACGAAAUUAAGAGUUUUUUGCAAACAUAAAAUCUGUGUAGCUAAAAAUAGAAAGGGAAGGAGGUAACUGGAGAGAAUUGUCAUACUAAAUUUUUCGAUGGGUCUUAUUCCCAAGAUAUAUAAAGAACUGACUCAAAUUUAUAAAGUUAAGAGCAUUCCCAACUGAUAAAUGGUCACAGGAUAUGAAUAAGUAAUUUUUAAAGGCAAAUAUCUAAACUAUCAAUAGCAAUAUGAAAAACACUCCCAAUUAUUAUUAUUAAUUAGAGGAAUUAAAGUUAAGCAACUCUGUG